This is a messenger RNA of Echinostoma caproni, 843 nucleotides long. The record is from the annotation of a GenBank genome assembly. NCBI's taxonomy places the organism in Eukaryota, Metazoa, Platyhelminthes, Trematoda, Plagiorchiida, Echinostomatidae.
ACGACUGACUUCAGGUUCCUUAGAUCCAUAAACCCACCCACCGGAAAAGCCGUGGGUGAUGUCAAGCGACCCGAAUACCCGAAAUCACAUCCGGCCUCGAUGGAUACGGAUCAACAACCACCACCUCCCCUCGUGUUUCACGUAUCCUGUUUUACGUGUUGUGUAUGUCAACAGCCGUUGGCUGCUGGCGAUCCCUACACUAUUGAUCCACGAUCCAAUCGACCGAUUUGUCGAACCGACUAUUUGUCCAGUCGAGAUACCUCGGAAGCCAGUGCUCCCCGUAGCGAUUCAUCCGUAUCACGCCGUCGAGUUCGUCCCGAUCGUCCCACCUCAAAAAUGCCUGAUCGUCCUAAUCCCAGUCCGGUCGGUCGGACGAGUGAAAUUUCAAUCCCCAUGGAAUCGCAUUAUGAUCCGGGCAACACGAAUUCACUCACAUGUCAUAGCAAUAAACGUAUCCGGACAUCGCUUACAGACGAGCAACGGUUACACUUGCAAAAAGCAUUUGAAGUGAACCCCCGACCUCCGAAACCGGUGAGUCACGAGGUACAGAAAAAAUACAUGGAAAUGGGGAAAAUAGAGAACACGGAGAACGAAUGUAUAAAUGAAAAAAAAUCAUGGAUAACCCUUCACAUCCAUAACAUCAAGAUCUUAUCAAGUGUGUUUCCUCCUCUUCCACCCGGCCCCGUUAUAAGUGUAUAUUUGCUCGUACGACCGCUUUUCGGUCUUCUGUGGUACCCUAUCUUGCCCGUUUUCUUGUCAGCGCAGAAACCAUUGCUUCGGACCUUUACUCGCUUAUCUCGUAAAUUGUUUUCAUUUUCACUGCUCACGAUAAUUAUGUUAUAA